AUGGAGGAAGUUUUACCGCUCGAAUUUGGGAUCCCCAAUCUGCCCCAGUUCGAUGGAACCGGAGAUCCUCAAACUCACCUUAACAAUUUCUUCGCUAAGAUCGACCUUUACGGCCUCAGUGAUGCCGCUUACUGCAAAAUUUUCCAAACUACCUUAACUGAUCAAGCACAAACUUGGUUCAACGGUCUGCCUGGAGGAUCAUUGGAUGGCCUGGGCCAAUUAUCGGAACGUUUCCUUAGCCAGUAUUCCAUCAACAAGCGAUACGCCAAAACCGGGUCAUACCUCUUCAAAGUCAAACAACGCGAAGUAGAACCGUUGAGAGAUUAUGUACAACGGUUCGUCAAAGCUGUGCACGAGGUGCCCAAUGUUAACCACGACCUACUAGCCGAUAUACUGCAACAUAACUUGAGGCACGUUCGCUUCCAAGAAUCCAUAGCAGGACGACCCCCGCAAACUCUGGAGGAGCUUCUGAAUCGAGCGGAGAAGUUUAUCCGGAUAGAAGAGGCCGUAGAGAUGGGACUUCCCGUCAAAAGGAAGCGCGAAGAAGAGCGCCAUGAGGCAAAAAAGAAGGAAGAAGGACGUUCGAUCCACGCCCCUACCUACCCAAAGUUUACUCCCCUAAAAGCGAAACUCAUGGAAGUUUGGAUGGUAGCGGAGCAGAAAGGUUUAGUCCAGCCCCCGAGACAGAUGAAAGAAAAUCCGAAAAGGCAAAAAUGA
Messenger RNA from Erythranthe guttata (spotted monkey flower), 717 nucleotides. Lineage: Eukaryota; Viridiplantae; Streptophyta; Magnoliopsida; Lamiales; Phrymaceae. The record is from RefSeq and is a predicted model, not a curated record.